UCUGACGAGAUAGCUCGCUAAGUUUUCAUUGUAGAAGACAUCUUUGGCGACAUCCUUGACAUUGUCAUAGUGCAAUCCACUCAUUCUCCUCCCUUAGCCGAAAAAGAAAAAAGAAUCAAGAAAGCUAAGGAAAAAGCCAAAUAGAUCGUGACGCCCCCACCUGGAGAUAAAGACCCAGAAGAUAGCAUCCUUAUCUCCUAGAUAGCAGUCAAAAAAAGGCCAACCACAGAGUCUAUCGAGACUAUGACUUCCAAGCGACCAAAAUCAUAUAGCCCGAUGUUACUGUUGAUGACGCAUGGAUCCUCGAGAUAACCAUUGACGGCCGACCACUAAAGGUUGAGGACAGUGCUGCUCAACACCCAAGGUUACUACUGCUCUUUCCACCGCACUACUACUUUUAGCCGACAUGGAUGCAAUUAGUGAUUGCAACGAGUACGAACACUUUGCUUUCAUGAUAAGGAACUCCAUUUUGUCCAUCCGGCACACUCACUCCUUCACCCUCAAGGUCGAGAUGAUGGAAAAAGACCUGACCAAGAAAACCCUUGAGGCAACUGAAUAUCUUCGUCAGCUUAACGAAACAAAGAGGAAGUGUGAGAAACAACAAGAAGCCAUUACUACUACCACGGCUAAAACACAAAAAGUUAAACUUGCUGCCAAGGCUACUCAGGAGAGAGCUACCAAAGUCGAAAGAAAGCGUGCCACAACCUUGGCAACAAAAGAAGAACAAAUCAAGUAGGCCGAUGCCAAAGCCUACGAGGAGAAAAAAGUGGUCAUCAAAGAAGGCUACAAGAAGCAAGUAAACAUUGCUUACAACAGAGGCUACAACCUUGGAUGGACCGCUGCUCUGACUGCUCUAUUUUUUCUCGAGGAUUCUCCACACAGAGAUCUAUCAAAGCUAUCUCUGUCUUUUCUCAUUUUUCUGCUAGAGAGCCUCAAGUCGAGAAGUUAGUUGGCUCUGAAGAAUGAGAUGAAGAAAAAUGAGAAGUUGCUGCUGACGUCAAGUCCCUAACACUCAAUGACAAAAUCUUAGACCUUAUAGGAGAUGACGAAGAAGUCAGCAAGAGCACCUCCUCAAAUCAGACCGAGAAGACUGUAGCCAACAAAAGCAUUGAGGAGACCUUCAAGAAGAUAGAUGAUGAGAUCAUUACCGACACUGAGGUCGACAUCUCCACCACCAAGACCACUAAGGUCCUCCCUACUGUUGCUACUCAAUCCAAAGUCCAGACUGAAGCUCAAUCAAAAGCUUAGACUUAGGAUUUUUUUUUUCUGUUUUGUCUUGUCUUUUGUUUCUGAACAAUGAUCGUCCUUUAAACAAUAUUUUCUUUGUUUUGCAAGGCCGAAGUGCCUUAUGAUGUAACUCAUUUUUAGUGAAUGCAUAGCUUUUGUUUUUGCCUAA
Messenger RNA from Camellia sinensis, 1396 nucleotides. The record is from RefSeq and is a predicted model, not a curated record. Lineage: Eukaryota; Viridiplantae; Streptophyta; Magnoliopsida; Ericales; Theaceae.